AUGGGGAAUGCAUAUCUUGUGAUGAAAUAAAUGGAUGGUAUUUAUAAAAUAAGAGAUGUAAAACUAAAUGCGGUGAUGGUAUUUUAUCAGGAUUCGAAGAAUGUUAUAUUAAGCAAGAAUAAGAUAAUGGAGAUAUAUCAUUUAACAAAUGUUUUAAUUGUGAAUAUUAAUGUGUUUAAAAUUGUUUUUAUUGUGAUAAAGGCAUUUGUAAAUAAUGUUAAAGUGGUUAUAUUUUGAAUGAUUUUAAUGAAUGUAUAAACGAAUGUGGUAAUUAAAGUAUUUAAGAAUUUGAAUUAUGUGAUGAUGGUAAUUUUAUUGGAUUAGAUGGUUGUGUUUAAAAUUAAUAUGAUUGUUAAUCUUAAUGUUAAGUCUGUGUUAAUGGAUACUGUCUGUUAUGUGAGGAAGGAUUCUAAAUAGAUUAUAAGAGUUUCUAAAUAUAAAAAUAACAAAAUUUGAAGAAUUUAAUGAUGGUAAUGAUAUACCUUUUGAUGGAUGAUAUGAUUAUAAAUAUUCAUGUAUAGAAAAUUGUGAUAUUUGUGUAUAAGAUGUUUAUUAAGGUUGUACAUAAGGAUAAAUUUAUCAAUUUCCUUAAUGUAUUCCUGAUUGUACAGAUAUAUAGAUAAAAUACAAUAUGGAUUAUUGUUAUAUUAAUGAAUGUGAAAGAAUGUGAAAGAGAAUGCAUAAGAUGUAUAAAAGGGAAUUGCUAUUAAUGUUUAAAUGGAUGGUAUUGGAAUUAAGUAGAAGUAAUUUGUGGAAGCAAAUGUGGAGAUCAUAUAAUAGUAGAAUUAGAGGAAUGUGAUAAUUAUUAAUAAAGAGAUGAUUUGUAUUGUAAUAAUAAAUUUUAAUUCGAAUGUCCUUAAAAUUGUGAUAGUUGUGAAUUUGGUUAUUGUUAAUAAUGUUAAAAUGAUUAUUAUUUGAUAUAGAAUUAUGUUAAAAUUAUUGUGGUGGUAAUUAAAUUGUGGAAGUAAUAGAAUAAUGUGAUGAUUAUAAUAUAGAUGAAUUUGAUGGUUGUUUUUAAUGUAGUUUAUGUUGUAAUUAAUAAUGUUCUUUAUGUAUUAAUGGUAGAUGUGAGAGAUGCUUAGAUGGGUAUGUAAAAUAAAAUGAAGAUUGUACAUCAAUUUGUGGAGAUGGAUAUGUAAGCAUUAAUGAAGAUUGUGAUGAUGAGAAUUGUAAUAAAUUCGAAUAUGAAAAAUGUAUAUAUUGUAAUAUUAGAUAUUAUUUAUAAGAUUAGAUUUGUGUUACAUUUUGUGGAGAUGGUGUGAUAGUAGGUAAUGAGAAAUGUGAUAGUGGUAAUAUAUUUGAAGAAAAUGGAUGUUAUGGAUGUUAAUAUUCUUGUUAAUAAUAUUGUAAGACAUGUUAAUAUGGUUAAAUGUAUUUAAUGACUAUUAUUCAUAUAAUUCUUAAAUGA
This is a messenger RNA of Paramecium sonneborni, 1408 nucleotides long. The record is from the annotation of a GenBank genome assembly. Lineage: Eukaryota; Ciliophora; Oligohymenophorea; Peniculida; Parameciidae.